Molecule: messenger RNA, 957 nt
Organism: Trypanosoma cruzi
Lineage: Eukaryota; Euglenozoa; Kinetoplastea; Trypanosomatida; Trypanosomatidae
Exons: 1
Coding region: 1-957 (318 amino acids)
Source: RefSeq, a predicted model, not a curated record
AUGACGCUUCUGUCGGCGUGUGUAUUAUUUGUUGGUGUGUUUUUUACUCCUUUUUGUGCGAGGGCAGCUGCUAUUUCAACGAUGUCAUGCCCCACAGACUGCGAUAACGCCGCUUCAUGGUGUUACGAAGUUUUUUAUCGUGGCGGCAUUGUUUCUUCCGGUGAAUGUGGGGAGUAUUCCUUUGAAUGUACGUGCAACAAUGCCUCUGCAAUCGUUGUGAAGAGGAGCAAAGGCGUAUGCGCGUGGGAGGGUUCCUUUGAUACCGGAGAGCCCGAGGGUAAUUAUUGUUUUAAAUACACGGCAUUAUGUCCAACGAACUGCAGCAACAUUGGUUUAUGGGCUAGUCAAUGCGCAAAUGACGUUGUUUGCGAGGAGAGUAAAAAUGAAUAUCACUUCAAUUGCACCACUUGUGAGGGGCGUGCCUAUUCUAUCGUGGGUAACGGUACUUCAUGCAAGAAGCAGUUCAGCAGCAAAAACCACAACUGCGAUCCGCUAAUCACAUGCAACGGCCACGGCUGCUGUCGCAAACCAGACGAUCCACUGAAUGAGUCGCCUUGCAUCUGCUUCAAAGACUCCCAACGGGGGUAUUGGGCCCCACCAACGUGUGCCACCUGCGAUGAUGACUACGAUCCUAGCAGAGGCAACUGCACCAGACCACGUCCGGGUAUUCAGAAGAUCCUCUCUUCGAUUGGCACCACGUGGACCAUGGUGCUUCCUAACUUGGCGAUACUUUUUUUGUUUGUUGUAUUUGGAGUGACUCGUGCUGAGUUUGAGUCCGACCGCCGUUUUCAGUCAGCUGCGCUGCGAAAAACAGGGCUCUCGGCUGUGCAGGUGGCCCGAAGACAGCAGCGGGGGCUGUUUCGCUCAAAGUACAUCCCUAAGCGACCGGCGCAGAGCCGUUGCUUUUUGAAUGAAGGGGAAACGCAGACACAACGUCGUGGUGCACCUGCGUACUGA